Orbicella faveolata is the source of this 972-nucleotide messenger RNA. RefSeq lists its product as uncharacterized. NCBI's taxonomy places the organism in Eukaryota, Metazoa, Cnidaria, Anthozoa, Scleractinia, Merulinidae. The record is from RefSeq and is a predicted model, not a curated record.
AUGGCGUCUCUUAGGGCUACCCGAGAAACUUUAUUGUUCGCGUACUGUGACGAAUGUUUGGAUGACGUGGAAUUGGUGGUCUUAAAUGAACUUAACACUUCAGAAAACCUUGACUUUUCCUAUGAUGCAUACGAUCGGUUCAACCUCGACGAUAUGGACGAAGCCAAGUGUAUUGCCGAAUUUCGUUUUGAGAAGCGACACAUUCUGCGAUUAGAAGAGGUGUUACAGAUCCCUCCUGUAAUGAAGUGCAAUCAGAGGUCGGUUUUCACUGGAACGGAAGGACUGUGCAUGCUUCUGAAAAGGCUUGCUUACCCUUGUAGAUACUCAGAUCUUAUUCAUCGUUUCGGCAGACCAGUUCCGGUCCUGGGCAUGAUUACCAACGAGGUUAUAGACUACAUAUACAAUACCCACCAUCACAAGAUAACUAAUUGGAAUAACGAUAUUCUGAACCCCGCUGCGCUGCAAAUGUACACAGAUGCAAUUUCAGCAAAAGGAGCAGCCUUAGACAACUGCUUCGGAUUCAUAGACGGCACUGUAAGACCGAUUUCUAAACCCGGUGAACGACAAAGAGUGAUGUAUAAUGGCCACAAGAGGGUCCAUGGCAUCAAGUUCCAAUCCAUUGCACUACCAAGUGGCCUCAUUGGUAAUAUGUAUGGCCCGGUCGAAGGAAGAAAACAUGAUACAAGUAUGUUGACAGAGUCUGGUCUCUUGAGGGAACUGCAGCAGAAUGCAAUCUCACCAGCUGGGCAGCCUCUGUGCAUCUAUGGGGACCCUGCAUAUCCACUAAGGAUGCAUUUGCAGGGUCCAUUCAGGAAUGCCCACUUAACUCCUCAAAUGCAGCGGUUUAACAAGUGCAUGAGUGAAAUUAGAGCAUCUGUUGAAUGGCUAUUUAAUAACAUAAUUAAUUACUCUAAGUUUCUUGAUUUUAAAAAAAACCUUAAGGUCGGCUUAAGUAGUGUAGGGAAAAUGUAA